GGAGCUAACAUGGCGACGGUGCCCGUCUAUUGCAUCUGUAGGCUGCCCUACGACGUAACCCGCUUCAUGAUCGAGUGCGAUGCCUGCAAGGACUGGUUUCACGGCAGCUGUGUGGGGGUUGAAGAAGAAGAGGCACCAGAUAUUGACAUCUACCAUUGUCCAAAUUGUGAGAAAACCCACGGGAAGUCUACUUUGAAAAAGAAAAGAAAUUGGCACAAGCAUGACACUGGGCAGACAACAGAGGUCAAACCUGUGCAGAACGGGAGCCAGGUCUUUAUAAAGGAGCUGCGGAGUCGCACGUUCCCCAGUGCUGAAGAUAUUGUAGUGAAAGUGCCAGGCAGCCAGCUGACCACAGAGUAUUUGGAAGAAAAUGGCUUUGCAGAGCCCAUCCUGGUGCCCAAGAAGGAUGGCCUGGGUUUGUCUGUCCCUGCUCCCACCUUCUACGUCAGCGAUGUCGAAAACUACGUCGGACCAGAGAGGAGUGUGGAUGUCACUGAUGUCACCAAGCAGAAGGACUGCAAGAUGAAGCUCAAGGAAUUUGUGGAUUACUACUACAGCACCAACAGGAAAAGGGUUCUCAACGUGACCAACCUGGAGUUCUCAGACACGAGGAUGUCCAGUUUUGUAGAGCCUCCAGAUGUAGUUAAGAAGUUGUCCUGGGUGGAAAACUAUUGGCCUGAUGAUGCUCUUCUGGCUAAACCAAAAGUGACCAAGUACUGCCUGAUCUGUGUGAAGGACAGCUACACAGAUUUCCACAUAGACUCGGGAGGAGCUUCUGCCUGGUACCACGUGCUGAAGGGAGAAAAGAUCUUUUAUCUCAUCAAGCCAGCCCCUGCAAACAUUUCUCUCUACGAGCGCUGGCAGUCGGCAGCCAACCACAGCGAGAUGUUCUUUGCAGACCAAGUAGACAAAUGCUACAAAUGCACAGUGAAGCAGGGACAGACACUCUUCAUUCCAUCAGGUUGGAUUUAUGCAACUCUCACACCUGUAGACUGCCUGGCCUUUGCAGGACAUUUUCUACACAGUCUAAGUGUUGAAAUGCAGAUGAGGGCGUAUGAAGUGGAGAGGCGAUUGAAAAUUGUCAGUCUGACCCAGUUUCCAAACUUUGAAACUGCCUGUUGGUACAUGGGGAGGCAUCUGCUGGACACAUUCAAAGGUUUGCAUAAAGCUGGGCAACAACCUCCUGCUCACUUACUCCAAGGAGCAAAAAUUCUUAAUGGUGCUUUCAGGUCAUGGACUAAAAAACAGGCUUUAGCAGAGCAUGAAGAUGAACUCCCAGAAAACUUCAAACCAGCACAACUUAUCAAGGACCUUGCCAAAGAAAUAAGACUAAGUGAGAACGCUUCGAAAGCCAGCAAAGCAGACACGAGUGCCAACACCACCCCCGAGGAGCUCUGUCCUGUGGAGAAGGACGAGCCUCCAUCGCCGCUCCAAGCCACGCCUCCGCCCCCGCCUCUGGAGAAGCUUCCUAAAAAAAAGACUCCCAAAACUGUGAAAACCCCCAAACAACUCAAACCAUCCAAACCCCCCAAGCCCCCCAAGCCACCCAAACCCCCUAAGCCUCCCAAAACACCAAAAGUGAAGGGAGAAGGCAAAAAGAAGGGAAAGAAGGCAAAAGAGAGUCCACCGCCAGCCAUCCCCAAUCUCGACCUGCUGGAGGCACACACAAAGGAGGCUUUGACAAAGAUCGAGACGCCAAAGAAGGGGAAGGCUGCAAAGAAUGUUUUAAGUGUUCCCAAUAAGGAAGCUGCUGGGAAGCAGAAUGAGGUGGAGAAAUUUGAAGUUCGAGAGCAAAAUAAAAGCAAAACAGAAGCCAAGUGGAAGUACAAGAACAGCAAACCUGACUCACUUCUGAAAAUGGAAGAGGAACACAAGUCAGAGAAGACACCUCUGUCAGGAAAUAAGGACAACAAAUUCACCUUCUCCUUCUCUAACAAGAAGCUGCUUGGGUCAAAGGGGACCAAGCCCCAGCUGAACACCAGUGUGUUUGGCUCCCUGCAGAACUUCAAAGAAGACAAAGCCAAGCCUGUCCGUGACGAGUAUGAGUAUGUGUCAGAUGAUGGGGAGCUGAAGAUCGAUGAGUUUCCCAUCAGAAGGAAGAAGAACACCACAAAAAGAGAACUGCCCUUUUUAUCAGAGAAAAAGGACAGCUUGCAGCACACUCCUGUGAAGAAGCCAAAGGUGGAGUCAGUGUCAUACAAGAGUGCUGAGUCCUCAGAUGAAGAUUCGCUCCACAUCGACACGGAGGCCAAGCCAGGACGCAACUCCAAAGUGAAGAAAGAGAGUGGAAGCUCAGCAGGAAUUCUUGACCUUUUGCAGGCAAGCAAGGAAGUUGGGGGUUUAGAGUAUAACACCAACAGCCAGCCCCCUGCCUCGCCCAGCACACAGGAAGCCAUCCAGGGCAUGCUCUCCAUGGCAAACCUCCAGUCAUCAGAGUCCUGCCUGCAAACAUCAUGGGGCACCAACCAGGCAAAGAACAACUCCAUCUCCACACAGAACUCUAAAAAGACAGGGGGUGGUGGCAACAAAAAUGCCAGCAAGCAGGUACUGAAGAAGAGCACAAAGAACAGCAUCGACAUGGAGGAUUAUGACGAGGACCAGGACCACCUGGAUGCCUGCUUUAAAGAUUCAGACUAUGUUUACCCUUCCCUGGAAUCAGAUGAAGAUAAUCCAGUAUUCAAAUCCCGCUCAAAGAAAAGGAAAAGCUCAGAUGAUGCCCCUUACAGUCCAACGGCACGAGUGGGCCCCUCGGUGCCCCGACAGGACCGGCCGGUGCGGGAGGGCACCAGAGUCGCCUCCAUUGAGACCGGGCUGGCCGCUGCCGCCGCAAAGCUGUCCCAGCAGGAGGAACAAAAAAGCAAGAAGAAAAAAAAUACCAAAAAGAAGCUGUCGAGCGCCAGCACGAACAAAGCGGCUGAGGAGGGCAGCUCACCAGAGCCGAAGCUGGAGUGCCAGGCCAGCAGCCUCACGGAUCACGAGUACACGGCGGGGGGCAGCACCUUUGGGGUCGCCCAGCCCAACAGGGGAUCGCAGCCCAUGGCACCCGGGGUGUUCCUCACGCAGAGGAGACCCUCCGCGUCCUCGCAGAACAAUGCCUCCACCAAAGGAAAGCGCACGAAGAAGGGGAUGGCCACGGCCAAGCAGCGGCUCGGCAAGAUCCUGAAGAUCCACCGGAACGGGAAGCUGCUGCUCUAG
This is a messenger RNA of Indicator indicator, 3195 nucleotides long. RefSeq names its product PHD finger protein 2 (gene PHF2). Gene Ontology annotation, molecular function: transcription coregulator activity; histone demethylase activity. The transcript has 22 exons. The record is from RefSeq and is a predicted model, not a curated record. NCBI's taxonomy places the organism in Eukaryota, Metazoa, Chordata, Aves, Piciformes, Indicatoridae. Bases 10 to 3195 code for a protein of 1061 amino acids. Gene Ontology annotation, biological process: regulation of transcription by RNA polymerase II; protein demethylation.